This is a messenger RNA of Cyprinus carpio (common carp), 1976 nucleotides long. Its product is annotated as transcriptional repressor protein YY1-like. The record is from RefSeq and is a predicted model, not a curated record. Gene Ontology annotation, molecular function: RNA polymerase II cis-regulatory region sequence-specific DNA binding; DNA-binding transcription factor activity, RNA polymerase II-specific. Gene Ontology annotation, cellular component: transcription regulator complex; PcG protein complex. Lineage: Eukaryota; Metazoa; Chordata; Actinopteri; Cypriniformes; Cyprinidae. Gene Ontology annotation, biological process: regulation of transcription by RNA polymerase II.
GCGAGAUUUGGCAGUGGAGCGUAGUGGCGACGUGAACUCACUGGAGAAGUGGAGAGUUAUUUGUGUUGUCGGAGUGUGUGCGCGCUGUGCGGGUAUCAGGGGGUGUGUUUGCGGGGAAGCGAGCGUGCGUUUAACGCGAGAGCAAAGGCGAGCGAGCUGGCGGACUUCAACAUGGCAUCCGGCGAGACGCUGUACAUCGAGGCGGACGGCUCGGAGAUGCCCGCGGAGAUCGUGGAGCUGCACGAGAUCGAGGUGGAGACCAUCGAGACCACGGUGAUCGGCGGCGACGAAGACGACGAGGACCAGCCCAUGAUCGCGCUGCAGCCGCUCGUGACAGACGACCCGAGUCAGGUCCACCAGCACCAGGAGGUGAUCCUGGUCCAGACCCGGGAGGAGGUGGUCGGCGGAGACGAGUCGGAGCUCCGCGGGGAAGACGGCUUCGAGGACCAGAUCCUCAUCCCGGUGCCCGCGCCCGGCGCGGAGGAGGACUACAUCGGGCAGACUCUGGUGACAGUCGCGGGGAAGAGCUCCGUGGGGCGGGUGGGGAAGAGAGCGGCGUCGGGGGGCAAGAAAUCGGGCAAGAAGAGCUACCUGAGCGCGGCGGAGGCCAGCGGGAGGAAAUGGGAGCAGAAGCAGGUGCAGAUCAAGACUCUGGAGGGCGAGUUCUCCGUCACGAUGUGGGCAUCGGAUGACAAGAAGGACAUCGAUCACGAGACGGUGGUGGAGGAGCAGGUCAUCGGGGAGGACUCUCCUCCGGAUUACUCCGAGUACAUGACGGGAAAGAAGCUCCCUCCCGGCGGCAUCCCGGGGAUCGACCUGUCGGACCCGAAGCAGCUGGCGGAGUUCGCCAGCCCCUUCAGUCACAGCGGAGCUCAUGUUGCUCGUAGUCCCGUCCGAAUGAAGCCGAGGAAGAUCAAGGAGGACGACGCGCCUCGGACGAUCGCCUGCCCGCACAAAGGCUGCAGUAAGAUGUUCAGGGAUAAUUCAGCCAUGAGGAAGCACCUGCACACUCACGGCCCGCGGGUCCACGUGUGCGCCGAGUGCGGGAAAGCCUUCGUGGAGAGCUCCAAACUCAAGCGCCAUCAGCUGGUUCACACCGGAGAGAAACCCUUCCAGUGCACGUUCGAGGGCUGCGGGAAGCGCUUCUCUCUGGACUUUAACCUUCGGACACACGUGCGGAUUCACACCGGGGACCGGCCCUACGUUUGCCCGUUUGACGGCUGCAAUAAAAAGUUCGCUCAGUCCACCAACCUGAAAUCACACAUCCUGACACACGCCAAAGCCAAAAACAACCAGUGACCUGCGGCGCGGCGUCGUGUCCUCAAGCAUCCUACACUGGAGACGUGAACCCGUGCUCUAGUUCUCUCACACGGACCGAAGGAGGCUGUGACUGUAAAAGCCCCGCAUUCAAACCCACUUCACAACGUGGCUCUGUCGGCGAGGAACCGAAAACAAGACGGCGCGGACUCCUCCAACCCAUCGACGGAUGAGGCUUUUUACUGCAAAAUCACAAAAGAGAUCAUCGGGACUGUUGCUUCCUUCUUUUCCACUUUUACUUCCUUCUCUGGUCUUCAUAGAUAUAUCGCUUUUAAUUUUCUAUUUCUCCAAGUGUGCAUAUUGUACACUUAUUUUGGGAGAUGCUUGGUAAGGCGGCCUGAGAUCAUGAGUCUCCUCUGAGAGUUUGACGUGUUCCUCACAGACGGCGUGGUGAUGUUAGCUGCUGUGGACGGUGUGUGCGUUUCUUUCUCUGUGGUUUUGUAUGGUUGUUAAUAAUCUGCAGGACGUGAGCGGAGCGAUCAUGUAGACGUGGGGAUCUGCUUUAGUCCUCUGUCGUAUCACACGGUAAACCGCAGUGUUUUUCUUUGUUAGAAUGUAUUGUAAAGGUCCAAACCAUGAAUUAUCCUUUGUUAAUAUUUACACCUAUAUUUACACCUCACCUGUAUUUCAGCAAACUACAAUUAAAGAGGGAAAAAUCA